GAGGAUUGCGCAGAGGGAGCUGGAGCCUUGCCUCGCAUCUCUCGGGCGGCUUGCAUGAUUUCUCCCCUCCUCUCUUCCACGAUACAGGCAAGAACCAAAUCGUGUGCAAGGUGAAGAUCCAGAGCGUCAGCGUCCGCACGACGCACAGCCCCGCAGCUCAGGGCGCCUUCCAGCCGCAGCAGGAGACCUCGCCGCCGCCUUCUCCUUCUUCCCCGCGGAAAUCGGCAACCUCUCCCACACCCGGAGUCCCCUCAACUAUGUCGCACAAGAAGCUGUUCGAGGACCUCUCGGGCAGAGGCAAAGCCAUCGGAGUCCUGACCAGCGGCGGCGAUGCUCAGGGUAUGAAUGCCGCAGUCCGUGCCGUGGUGCGCAUGGGGAUCUAUGUUGAAGCGAAAGUGUAUUUUAUCUACGAGGGAUACCAAGGUAUGGUUGAUGGGGGUGAAAAUAUUGCUGAAGUUACAUGGGAGAGUGUUUCAAGUAUCCUCCAAGUGGGGGGGACUGUUAUUGGCAGUGCUCGCUGUAAAGCUUUCCGGACUCGCGAAGGUCGCUUGAAAGCGGCCUGCAAUCUAGUGAAGCGUGGAAUCACAAACCUUUGUGUGAUUGGGGGAGAUGGCAGCUUAACCGGCGCUAAUAUCUUUCGGGAAGAGUGGAGUGGCCUGUUAGAGGAGUUGGCAAGAAAUGGUGAGAUUGACGAAGAUGCUAUGAAGAGCUAUGCUUCCCUCAACAUUGUGGGAAUGGUUGGUUCCAUUGACAAUGAUUUCUGUGGGACAGACAUGACCAUAGGCACAGAUUCUGCCCUGCAUAGAAUCAUUGAAGUGGUGGAUGCCAUCAUGACUACUGCUCAAAGCCAUCAGAGAACCUUCGUCCUGGAAGUGAUGGGAAGGCACUGUGGGUAUCUGGCACUUGUUAGCGCUUUAGCCUGUGGUGCAGACUAUGUAUUUAUCCCUGAAUAUCCACCUGAGGAAGGAUGGGAAGAUCACAUGUGUGCCAGGCUUUCUGAGAACCGUGCCCGAAAGAAAAGGUUGAACAUAAUAAUUGUGUCCGAAGGAGCAAUUGAUUCCUUCAACAAGCCUAUCACUUCUGAACAAGUUAAGGAUCUUGUGGUGAAGCGGUUGGGGUUUGACACACGGGUGACCAUUCUUGGGCAUGUGCAACGAGGAGGCACACCCUCUGCUUUUGAUCGGAUUUUGGCCAGCCGCAUGGGUGUGGAGGCUGUCCUUGCUCUUCUGGAAGCGACACCUGAAACACCUGGAUGUGUGGUGACCCUCUCUGGGAACCUGGCUGUCCGCCUGCCUUUAAUGGAGUGUGUUCAAAUGACUCAAGAUGUACAGAAAGCUAUGGAUGAAAGGAGAUUCCAAGAUGCAGUAGAACUCCGUGGAAGGAGUUUUACCAACAACUUGAAUACCUACAAACUCUUGUCUAACAAAAAACCAAAAGACGAACUGCCUAAGAGCAAUUUCACUGUCGCUGUGCUGAAUGUGGGGGCUCCAGCAGCUGGGAUGAAUGCUGCUGUCCGUUCCGCAGUGAGACUUGGGAUCACCGAAGGACACAAAAUGUUAGCUGUCACUGAUGGCUUUGAAGGCUUUUCUAGAGGGCAGAUUAAAGAAAUCAUGUGGGGAGACGUUGGAGGUUGGACUGGCCAAGGAGGGUCAAUUCUUGGCACCAAACGUACACUCCCUGGAAAGGUUCUGGAGAAAAUUGCAGAACAAGUGCGGGCCCAUAACAUCAACGCUCUCCUUGUCAUUGGUGGCUUUGAGGCAUACCUGGGACUAUUGGAAUUGUCUUCAGCCCGGGAGAAAUACGAAGCAUUCUGUAUUCCCAUGGUUAUGGUUCCUGCAACUGUAUCCAACAAUGUACCUGGUUCUGAUUUCAGCAUUGGCGCAGAUACAGCUCUGAAUACUAUCACUGAUACCUGUGACCGAAUCAAACUGUCGGCAAGUGGGACGAAACGACGUGUGUUCAUCAUCGAGACCAUGGGAGGCUACUGUGGCUACUUGGCUAACAUGGGAGCUUUGGCUGCAGGCGCAGAUGCUGCUUAUAUCUUUGAAGAAAAAUUCGACAUUCGGGAGCUACAGGCCAAUGUGGAACAUCUGACCGAAAAGAUGAAAACCAACAUUCAGCGAGGCUUGGUACUCAGGAAUGAAAAUAGUAGCGAGAACUACACAACUGACUUCAUUUAUCAGCUCUAUUCGGAAGAAGGCAAAGGGGUCUUUGAUUGUCGAAAGAAUGUGCUGGGUCAUAUGCAGCAGGGUGGCGCUCCUUCUCCCUUUGAUAGAAACUUUGGGACAAAAAUAUCAGCAAAAGCUAUGCUGUGGAUCUCGGACCAACUGAAAGCAAGCUACCGAAGAGAAGAAGGAAAGGUGUUUACCAAUAUUCCGGAAACUGUGUGCCUUCUAGGAAUGCGUAAGAGAAACCUGGACUUCCAGCCUGUGGUCACGCUACAAGAUGAAACUGACUUUGUGCACCGGAUUCCUAAGGAACAGUGGUGGCUAAAAAUGCGUGCCCUGAUGAAGAUCCUGGCCAAAUACAAGGCCAGCUACGAUAUUUCCGAUUCAGGCCAGCUAGAGCAUGUGGUGAGACCAAAUGCACCUGAAGCCUGAGCCUCCAAUGCCAGGAUGUCCCCUAAGUGGGACUCUUGUCUCCAUUGUGCAUCAACAGUGCUUUAGAGUAUGUGUUACAGCUUCUUUUUGUAACAUGUAAGUUAUUGUACCAGCACUUUAUGUGGGAAGCAAAAAUGUUCACAUUAUUAUCUGUUCCUGGUUAUUUUUAGGCUUCAUCUACAGAGUGGGACACUCCAACUCCCAACUUAACAAAAAAAAAAAAAAACCCCAGUUACCAAUGUGCUCCUUAUGAAUCUGUCCAAAACCUGUUCUAUGCACUCAGUGUGAUGCUGUUUGUCUUUUGCACUUUUACCAGAUAGUGUUUACACUCAGAAGCAUAGUUUUGUGUAAUAAAUACUGAGAGACAUAUAUGUGAUCCAGCCAGAAUAAAUACUGCAUUAUCUUAA
Molecule: messenger RNA, 3007 nt
Organism: Thamnophis sirtalis
Lineage: Eukaryota; Metazoa; Chordata; Lepidosauria; Squamata; Natricidae
Source: RefSeq, a predicted model, not a curated record